AUGGCCUAUGACCGCUUUGUGGCCAUCUGCAACCCUCUUCUAUAUAUGGUCAUCAUGUCCCAGAAACUCUGUGUGGGCCUGGUUUCUGGCUGCUACCUAUGUGGAACUGUGUGUUCUCUUAUUCACAUGUGUUUAGUUUUUGAAAUACCAUCCUAUCAUUCAAAUGUGAUUAACCACUUCCUAUGUGAUCUACCUCCUAUCUUAUCACUUGCCUGCUCUGAUGUGUCUGUGAAUGAACUGAUCGUGUACAUUGUAGCCACAUUCAAUGAGAUCAUCACCAUUGUAGUCAUUUUUACUUCCUACAUGUUUAUUCUCAUCACCAUCCUGAGGAUGCGCUCUGCAGAGGGAAGGCGAAAAGCUUUUUCCACCUGUGCAUCCCACUUCACAGCCAUUGUUGUCUUCCAUGGAACAAUUCUUUUCAAUUACUGUCGGCCCAACUCUGGCAACAGUCCAGACACAGACAAGGUAGCUGCGGUGUUCUACACUGUGGUGAUUCCCAUGCUGAACCCCCUGAUUUACAGCCUGAGAAACAAGGAUGUGAAACAAGCUCUCAGGAAAAUGAUGGGCCUCAAAAUAUUUGUUUAG
Messenger RNA from Chrysochloris asiatica (Cape golden mole), 585 nucleotides. Its product is annotated as olfactory receptor 5L1-like. Gene Ontology annotation, molecular function: odorant binding; olfactory receptor activity. Gene Ontology annotation, cellular component: membrane. Bases 1 to 585 code for a protein of 194 amino acids. The record is from RefSeq and is a predicted model, not a curated record. Gene Ontology annotation, biological process: G protein-coupled receptor signaling pathway; sensory perception of smell. The transcript has a single exon. NCBI's taxonomy places the organism in Eukaryota, Metazoa, Chordata, Mammalia, Afrosoricida, Chrysochloridae.